AUGGUUACCUUGUUUUGGCUCCUUUCUCAACUGACAAAGUUGUCUUGGGCACUUUGCUUCCCUCCUCCUUGUCUCAAGGGUUACCUUGUUUGUCUCAUGGUUGUCUUGUCUGCUUCAAAUCCCCCCACCCCCCCGCAUAUCCUGAUUGUCUUGAACCCUUCAUGGACUCUUUUGUCUCACGGUUGUCUAGCCUUGGCUGCUUUCUUGUCUCACAGUUGUCUCGUAUUAGCUGCUUCACCCCCUUCUCGUCUUGGCUACUUCACCCCUUUUGCAUCUCGUGAAUGUCUUGUCUUGGCCGCUUCCCCAGCUUUCAUGGUUGUCCCGCAUUGUGUUUGUCCAUCUCAAAUUUUUCUCUAUCUUUCAUUGCCAACUCCUGUGUCAGCCACUGCUCCUACCAUAUUUUUAUGUAUGUUGGUUCUGUCAGACUACCUUGCUGCUGAUGCUGUUGUUGCUAUCUUUGCGCUAAACAGCUUUUUUCUUUUGGGUUUUCUUUCCUUUGCUCAUCCACCAUUUGACUUAUUCAUUUUCUCUUCUUUGCAUAUUAUACCUUCUUCUCUUCCUUUUUCAAACGCACAUGCACUCACUCCGUUCUUCUUCCUUCAUGAAAGUAGUAACUACGUUUUUGGGAGGUUCCUUUUAUUAACCUCCUCCUGUAUCUGCUUCUUUCUUUCAUUCUCAUUGCCAGUAGCACCGGCAUUUCGUUUGCCGGUAGUCAUACUCAACAAAACUCAAAAGCUUGCUUUAACUUCUGCUCAACAGUUCAUAUUUUACUCGAACUGUUUGUAG
Acanthosepion pharaonis is the source of this 786-nucleotide messenger RNA. NCBI's taxonomy places the organism in Eukaryota, Metazoa, Mollusca, Cephalopoda, Sepiida, Sepiidae. The record is from the annotation of a GenBank genome assembly.